GAGAAUGAUGGAGGUUUGAUUGCUGGGUUUGGUAGUGCGGGGUUGCUGGAAUUCACUUUUGCAUUGGGCUUUUUCUUUUCCACGACUCGUUUGCGAGGGAAUUUUCGUUUCCUCUCCUAAUUCCACAGAGUUAGCUAAGGGAACGCAAAGGGGCAGUUUUGGGAAAGCGACCCCGAGCGCCUGGGCUCAUUUAAAUGGCUGAUAGUGGAGAAGUGUCUCACAAUUAAUUAGCUGGCUAGCUUGCUUGCUAGCUGGCUGGCUGGAAAUGCAGUUGGGUAACUAGCGAGUGAGCUGGCUGCUGAGCCAGAUAGCGAGGCAUUAGCAUGCAUAUUUGAAGAGGUUGUCAAGCCCCGGGUGGCUACAUGAUCAUCAGAUCAAUGCCUAGCUACAAGGAAUAAGAUUUGGGGGAACUCGUUUUUUUCUUUUUUUCCCCCCAGUUUUUCCACAACCAUGCAUGAUCCUGUCAGACUCGACUGCCAGCGAGGGGAAGAUCUCAUGCUACCCCCUAUGCGUUUAUCCUGAUGUUUUGAGAAGACAUGCCACCUCACCAGAAGAAGAGGAAUCGCCGCAACACUACAGUAGCUUUUUUUCUUUUAAAAUGUUGACGACGUGUGUGUGCGCAUUGAUAUAUUUAUUGUAGGACACUUUUAAACAUUCGCCACCAAGGGAAACGAAACGCGGCAAAACAAACAAGGAGAAGCCAGGGGGAAAUAGCGAAGAAUAUGGCUUCGGUGUGGAAAAGAUUGCAGCGUGUGGGGAAACAUGCUUCCAAAUUCCAGUUCGUGGCAUCGUAUCAGGAACUCAUGGUGGAAUGCACAAAGAAAUGGCAACCGGACAAGCUGGUGGUGGUGUGGACACGCAGGAGUCGGCGGAAAUCCUCCAAGUCUCACAGUUGGCAGCCUGGGAUUAAAAACCCUUACAGAGGGGUGGUGGUGUGGCCUGUUCCAGAAAACAUCGAAAUCACCGUCACCCUGUUCAAGGACCCUCAUGCAGAAGAGUUUGAAGACAAGGAGUGGACCUUCGUUAUCGAAAAUGAGUCUCCCUCUGGGCGGCGGAAAGCUCUGGCCACCAGCAGCAUCAACAUGAAGCAGUACGCCAGCCCCAUGCCCACGCAGACCGACGUCAAGCUCAAAUUCAAGCCGCUGUCCAAGAAAGUGGUGGCAGCCACGCUGCACUUCUCCCUGUCCUGCAUCUUCCUGCGGGAGGGCAGAGCCACGGAUGAAGACAUGCAGAGUCUGGCCAGCCUGAUGAGCAUGAAGCAGGCGGACAUCGGAAACCUGGACGACUUUGAGGAGGAGAACGAGGAGGACGAGGAGAACCGGGUCAACCAGGAGGAGAAGGCUGCCAAGAUCACAGAGAUAGUAAAGCAGCUGAACGCCCUCAGCAGCUUAGAUGGGGACCCCGACGACGGCCUAAAGGCAGAGCAUAAGCCUCCCGCUAAAUCCGCCAGUUCCUCUGAAGAGCUCAUCAACAAGCUGAACUUCCUGGAGGAGGACGACCAGGAAGCCCCAGGCAUGAGCACCAACCCCUUCGAGGACCCUGACGACAGCAACGAGCUGAACCCUUUCGGAGACCCGGAUGAGGAAGAGCCCGUCACUAAGCCAGCUGUCCAGUCUCGUCAGAAGGAGGAGCUUUUCGGGGAUCAGGGCUCCACUAAUCCUUUCGACGAGCCGGAACCCGAGGCCCCGCAGUACGGGAACCCGUUUGACGAGCCGGACCCGGAACCCGGGCCUCCUCCCGAGAGGGGCUGGAGGGACGGCCAGGGGGAGCAGUCCCCCCCAAAACCCACCAAGAGGAAGAAUGUACACCCAGUGGACAUGAGCAAGUACCUCUACGCCCACACCACCCCCGCCGAGGAGGAGGAGCUGGACGAGUCAAACCCAUUCUACGAGCCCAAGGCCCCCGGCCCCGCCCGACCCUCGCACCCCUCUCCGGAGAGCAGCCUGGAGAGACGCAUGAAGAGGAGGGCCCCUGCGCCCCCUCCCGCCGCCCCCUCACCCCCGACACCAAAGACAGCCCCCGAGAGGGCGGGGAGCGGGCCCGCUGCUGUAGCUGCUGCUAUAGGGAAGGAGCUGGCCUCCUCCUCUCCCAAGCCGAGCCCCAUCCCGAGCCCGGUGCUGGGGGGGAAGCCCAAUGCCAGUCAGUCCCUGCUGGCCUGGUGCCGGGAGGUGACCAAGAACUAUCGCGGGGUGAAGAUCACCAACUUCACCACGUCCUGGAGGAACGGGCUGGCUUUCUGCGCCCUGCUGCAUCACUUCAGACCCAACUUAAUAGACUACAAGUCCCUCAAUCCUCAGGAUAUCAAAGAAAAUAAUAAGAAGGCGUACGAUGGGUUUGCCAAUCUGGGUAUCUCGAGGCUGCUGGAACCUUCCGACAUGGUGCUGCUGGCCAUCCCGGAUAAGCUGACGGUCAUGACGUACCUGUACCAGAUCCGGGCCCACUUCAGUGGCGAGGAGCUCAACGUGGUGCAAAUCGAAGCCAACAGCAGCCGCAGCACCUACAAAGUGGGCGACUUCGAGACCGACACCAACAGCUCCAUCGACCAGGACAAGUUCUACGCCGAACUCAACGACGUCCGCCGAGAGACGGAGGCCAGCCCCGCCGGCCCCCCCACCGCUGCUAACGGAGCGAGCCAGCCAGGAGCCGGGCUGUGCCAGGGGGAGGAGGGGGCGGUGUUCGCCAGCAGCGCCGCGUCUGUGUCUGCCGCGCCCCCUAUAGGCGAGCCCAGCGGAGACCGGCCACCAUCCCUCCCCGCUCUCGUCUCUGCCCCCACCCACGGGUCACCCCCGCCCUCCUUGUCCACGACCUCUGAACCCGACCCAAAAGCCCGACCCGCGCCAAGGUCUUUGCCCGGUACCAGGGAGCGUGAUUCCCCCGACAGGCCGGUCCCGGGUCAAAGGAGGCUGCUGAAAGUGGACGUUCAGGACCUGAGUGAUCUGCAGGUGACGGCCGAGGAGGACAGGGGGGAGCGGGUGGGGGCAGCCCCCCCGUGGCGCGUCGGGGAGGGGGAGCGGACCAAAGAGAGGGCCGUGGAGUCUGACGGCCAGGGCCCGGGCCCGGCCCCGCCCACACACAGGGCGGGAACCUCCCCUCCUCACAAACUGGGCUUCUCCUACAACAGAGACGCCGACCUCAUCAAGAAGAAGAGGGCCAGCAUGCGGCAGGCUGAGUCUGACACCACCGCUGACACCAGUGUCCCCAACAACCACACAGGCAUACCCUCCAAGCUCAAGCAGGAGGAAACACCUGCUCUGCUGUGUAAUUCCACAGACGAGAAGAAGGUGCAGUCUCGGCAGGAGGAGCUGAAGGAAAGAGCCAGGCUUCUGCUGGAGCAGGCCCGACGAGACGCCGCCCAGAAGGCGGGGAGCAAACACACAGCCAACGCCCAGGCCGCCGCCCUGCCCCGCCCCCCACACAUCACUGACGAGCAGGACGAGGAGCGCAGGAGGCAGCUCAGAGAGCGAGCUCGGCAGCUCAUCGCAGAGGCCCGGUCCGGGGUCAGGAUGGGAGACCUCCCCCUCUAUGGAGACGCGGCCACAGACAGGGCGAAGGGAAGGCCAAAGGCAGGAGGUGUGGAGGAGAGGGCUGAGGAAGAGCAGAGUUAUGAUGGUGAUGAUGAUGAUGGUGAUGAUGAUGAUGGUGCCUCUGUGGCCACCGCUGCCGUUGAUGCUGUAGAUACUAACCCAGAAGAACUUCCUGUCUGCUCCUACCUAGAGGAAGGAGAUGAUAUUACUAACCCAAUCAGUGACUUUGCCGCUCCUGGUGUGCAGAACAGCAGGCACCUGGACCUGAAGGUGAAGAAACCGCUGGAGGUGCGGCCUCAGUCCAGCAGCUCCUCCCCCUUCACCUCCUCCUCCUCCCCCUCGCCUCAGAGCCCCGGAGAGAGUCCGGAGCAGGAGGGCCUCCAGGGUAACGAGGAGGACGUGCGAGCGGAGCGUCUGCGCAGAGCGUCAGAGCGUCUGCGCAGUCCUGUGGUCUUCAACAAGGAGUCUGCAGUCAGGAAAACACAGCUCAAGUCCUUCAGCCAGUAUGUGGAGACCAGGCCAGAGGUAAAAAGGCAAAGAUCAGUGCCUGAGGAUUCAAAGAGAGCAAACGAAGAGACGGAGCCAAUCAGCGAGACAGAGCGCAAGGCAUCUGAAGAUGAAAAGGCUUUCAAAGACACCAGCCAGUAUGUUGUGGGGGAGCUGGCUGCUCUGGAGAGCGAGCAGAGGCAGAUAGACGCGCGGGCGUCGCGGGUGGAGAGGAGGCUACGCUAUCUCAUGGACACAGGGAAUAAUAAGGAAGAAGAAGAGGCCAUGAUGCAGGAGUGGUUCAUGCUGGUGAAUAAGAAGAACGCUCUGAUCCGGAGACAGAACCAGCUCUCCCUGCUGGAAAAGGAACAUGAUCUUGAGAGACGCUUUGAGCUGCUGAACCGGGAGCUGAGAGCAAUGCUGGCGAUUGAAGACUGGCAGAAGACGGAGGCGCAGAAGCGCAGGGAGCAGCUGCUGCUGGACGAGCUGGUCAUACUGGUGAACAAGCGAGAUGCACUGGUGCGAGACCUGGAUGCCCAGGAGAAGCAGGCUGAAGAGGAAGACGAGCACCUGGAAAGAACGCUGGAGCAAAACAAAGGCAAAAUGACGAAGAAGGAGGAGAAAUGUGUCGUCCAGUGAUGUCACUUCAAAAGAUAUUUAAUAAACUAUCUUUAUAGU
Molecule: messenger RNA, 4688 nt
Organism: Megalops cyprinoides (Indo-Pacific tarpon)
Lineage: Eukaryota; Metazoa; Chordata; Actinopteri; Elopiformes; Megalopidae
Gene: ehbp1
Product: EH domain binding protein 1
Exons: 26
Coding region: 723-4649 (1308 amino acids)
Molecular function (GO): protein binding
Source: RefSeq, a predicted model, not a curated record